UUGUUGUCAGUUCGGAUUUCAGAACCUAAGAACGCGCCUCGGUGUGCGAUAUAUAUAGUAAUAUAUAUAUGUAAUAUAUGCUGUGCGCAAAUGUACAUAGACAGUUCAAUAAAAGACAGUUACAAAAUGACAACGUUUCGAAGCCGCGAAAUUAUCGCGAUGAUUUAAUUAAAAUUAGUCGUAACUGUGUAAUCUAGUUUUCGGAGCCCGUGCGUUUGUGUGGUGUGCGUGCAUGUGCCUCUAAUCUAUCUUUUUUUCGUACCAUGGAAGCUCUUCUGCCCUCGGAAAUAGCAAGACUCGUUCUAGGAUAUCUCCAAGAACAAUGCGAGGAAGCAGGAAAAAUAUUCAUGGACACUUGUCCAUUGUUGCAAGAGUGUCGAAUAGUCAAGCAAAGGGGUGGAAGGUACAGUACAAAAGUUGGUGGAUUAAAUUUGGUUGAGAUAUUGGAUAAGUACUGUGCUGCCAAUGCUCUUGUUCAAGAAAAAUUGAGUAAAGUAGAUAGCGAGCAAGUUAAACAGUGUAAUGAUCUCUUGGAACAACUGAGAUAUCUUUUAGAAGAAACAAGAGGGAAUCGAUUCGUUGUAAAUAUUAAAGUUCCUUCGCAGAAUUCUCAAGGACCCUUAGCAAAUUCUAGUAAUUCUAAAAAAAAACAACAUAGCAGUAUUGAGAAAACCAAAAGAGGAAUACCAAGGAUAUUGAGUAAUGUUGAAUAUAAGUCAAAUCAAAAGCCUAAUAAACAAAUCUGUGAUAAUUCUGAAAUGCCACCAAUGGGUAAUUUACCAAUUCAUGUUGAGUCAACAGAAUCAACAAGUACAGGAAUAAAUAACCAUAAUGGUGUUUCAAACAAUCAUACAUUUUAUAGAAUUAAUGAAAUUAGUGUUCCAAAAAGCAAUGAAAUAUUUUACACUGGGACUGAAGAAAAUUCAAACAAAACUUCUACAAAUGUUGCUACAAGUAUAAAUGUAAAUAGUAAUACUAAGGACCAGGCAACUGUACCUGUACAAUUUAGUGAAAAUGAACAAAUUAGUAAUAAACGUACUGCAGAAACUAGUACAGAUGAAUUAAGAAUCUACUCUAGUGCUGAAGUACAAACUUUUAGCCCACCAUUGGAUCAAGAUCAAUUGGAACCAGCAUCAAAUUUAAGUUUUUUUACUAAAAAGUUAUUAAAGCGUGAAGAAUUAAUUGAAAGAAUUGCUGAGAAUGCUUGCAAAGCAAUUAAUUCUACCAAAGCUGUGCAAGAAGAUAAAAAUAUCCAUGAUAAAACAAAAGAUGAUCAUAAUGCAUCGUUGUUAACUGAAUUUGACAAUGCUAUAAAGAAUGCAGUUGAGACUACUCAUAACGAUCCAGUAUUUGAAAAAUUCCUCACAGAAAUUUUCAAUACUGGAGAUGGGGAUGUCGUCCCAACUACAUGCUCUGAGCCCAAAAAAAAACUAUCAAAUCGAGUGAAUGAUGUACAUGCAAAUUAUGAAUUUAUGGACAUUGAUAACAAUUGUGUUCCUUUUGAAUCUCAACUUUCAAAUGUAAAUGUUCCACCAGUUGAAGCAAAUAAUUUUGAAAUACCUCUGAAGCAAAGAUUACGCAGUUCUUCAAAGACUUUUAAUAUUGCAGAUGAGGAAGAGAAAGAUGCUAACAGUCGUUUGGAUGAUCAAAAUGCAGAGGCAAUCAUGAACAUAGUUAAAAUGGCUAAUAGCAAUAGGAAUAAUAAUUUGACAUCAAUGUCAAGUGAAAUAACAACAGGACCACCAGAAAAUGCAUUUUCAGAUAAUCCCCUGGAAAAUUACAACUGCAUUGAAGUUAUUCCAGCACCAGUUGCAGCGAAUUCUCAUAAUUCACCCAACAAAAAACAAACAAAAUCACGAAAGGGACCAGUAAGAAAACACAAACCAUCUAGACCAAAACCACCAGUUAAAGCUUUGUCUGAAGAAGCUGUACAAAAGCAGCGUUUAGCUGAUCAAGCGAUGGAUACAAUGCCUACAUUAAUUCUGUGCUCUGAAGAAGAAAUGUCUGUUUCCACACAGACUAAGAACAAUAGUAGCUCAUUUUUGCCCAUCGCGCCGAAAAUAGGUUUAACUACUGGGCCUGUAGUAGAAUCCGAGUCCAACCAACCAAAAUUAUUCUUCCGGACGGUAAACGUGCCUCGGCAUUUACUUAAUCCACCACUGAUGGAAAUUCAAAGUAAAAUUAUUUGUCAACCCAAACAGAAUGAAGCGAUCACUCUUUAUGCCAAUGAUGAACAAGCUCAAACCGUCGCGGCGCCCGUAACUAGCAUUAUUCCUCCCAUCACUUGCGAAGAGUCAUCCUUGAGUUUUACCGGUACCGGUUUGUCGCCCUUUUUCAAAAGCCUCAGAACGGAGCGACCAAAAACGGUCGAAGAUAAUAAUCAAGAACCGGUUGUAAUUGAAACGAUCGACGUUGAAAUAGAAGAAAUGAUGAGUACCAACAACGAAAAGAUCCAAGCGAUCGAGCCGGUAAGUGAGAUUGUUACAGAAAAUCAGCAAGUAACCGAGAAGAAAGACAGUACUGAAUCGCAACCAUCGGCAGAAAAAUACGCGCUAAGUUUGUCGACAGUCCAAGAAGUGCCCUCGAUGAUGGAGCAAUCCACAUCCGAGGUAAUUGUUACAGCUGCAACGACUGCAACGACUUCUGCAGAUUCGCAGCAAAAAAGCGGCGGCGGCAGCGACAAUAAACCCGCCGCGAGAAUCGCAGCGGAGCAGCAGCAUCAUCACUACCCGAUUGUCAAGCGCACUCCGCAGAGUAUGCGAGUCUCGCGCACCAAUCCGAAUCCGGCACGCGCGCGUCUGAGUUUGUCCACUCCGCGACGUCGCGAACGUCACGUACGAGCCCUGGACUUCGACACGCCGAAGAAGGGUUGCGGUCCCAACGGCGAGCCACGGGACAAGGACGCGUCGUCGUCGAGCGGCAGACGUUUGCACGCGGUAUGCCGAGCCGGAUUGUUCACCUCGCCACCGGAUGCCGCCUCAGCCGACAACAACAAGAGGCGCCCGGUGGUGGCAGCAACGGCGACAACGGGCCAGCGCAAGAUACGCACCCUGUCGCCGGUGCAGUACCAACGCGUGCCCGUUCCCAUCGCCACCAGAAGUCCGGCGCCGAAGCUGCAGGGCAACUGGAACAAGGUGACGGGCAUCGGCUUGAUACUUGGCGAGAGCGAGAGCUCCAUGGACAGGAGCACCGAGUACUCGCAAGGCUCCGCGAAGGAGGAGGAACAUCCGCAACAGCAACAGCAACAGCAGCAGCAGCAGCAACCAAAGCAAACGCAAGAAGCGAAAAAAUAUGAAGAGAAAAAGGAGACGGGAAAGAGCUGGGACAGCGAUCUGAGAAAAAUUAUCGGGGCCGGACUGCAGGAAGAACCGAAAAUCAAACGAAAGAGAACGAGAAAAAGAUCCAAGCCGGAUGAUACCGAUGGAGAGAGUCCGAAAAAGACCGGUAAAACUCCAAAGAAGCGCCGAGGUAAAACUCUGAGCCGCUCCAACAGCAACGUCGAAACUCAACCACAAUCGGACAACGAAUCGUCGGCAAUUACGAAAAAUUCCAACAAACCCGAUUCGGGAAUCGAAUCGAGCACCAUCGCGACCGACGACGCCGCGAACAACAAGGAAAACACGGUCAAGAAUCGCGAGGCCGAGCUGGAGAUAUUGGCCGGGCGCGUCAUCACCUAUCACUUGCCGUCGCUGGGCGACAUAGUCACGCCCUCGAAAAACGAGAUGACCGUGCCGCCGACGCCGAAGAUUCUCACCACUCCCGGCGAUCACGUGUACAGGCCCACUCAUCUCACGCGCAGCAUCCGAGGUCUCGGGGGCGUGCCGACCCCGGACUUUCCUAAGACUCCUCAGGUCAUAAUAACGCCCGAUAAGAAUCGAUCGACCGCUUAUUACGAGCCCAGCGAAGAGGCUCUGAGACGGAUCAACGAGAUCGCCAAGGAAAACCACAUCAAAAUGAGCUGUCAGGAUAAAAAACCACAGGAGGCGGAAGUGAUCGUGGAAAAUGGAAAAAACGACGAUGAAAUCGAAGGUGAAACCGAUGCAACGCCCCAGAAGACAUCGCCGAAAGAUCGUAAACUCAAAGAUGCCAGUUUUAUGAGUUCCAUCACAAGUUCGGACACGAGUCACAAUACAACAGGAUCGAACGCGAAUACUUCGAGCUCGCUUUCUGAGGACACGACCGCCAACACGUCCAAGGAGCUUUCGGCCGACGACAUCGCGAAAACCAGUCCGAAGCAAAAAUCAGCGAACGACUCUCGGAACGAGUCGCAGGAUGCAAAAGAAGACACGCAGUCACCCGAGAAGGAGGGCCAAGACGACCGUAGCGACGACUCGGACUCGGAGAGCGACGACGACGAUCGAUCCGGUAGCAAUUCCGACAGCUCCACUUCGUCUUCGACCUCGUCUUCGUCCUCGUCGUCCUCCGCGUCCAGAUCCUCAAGAAGCUCAUCCAGUCGAAGCGGUAGCGACUCCGAAAAUUCGCCGGCUAAAUCGAGAAAGGAUUCCAUUCAAGAAGACGACGAUAACGUCAUAAUACACCACGACCAGCCAGCCUCGCCCGAGAACACGUUCCCGAUAUAUCCCGAGGAAGACGAUCCGAAAGAGACACCUGCCAAAGAGGAAAAUGUCGCGGAAGCUGAGAUAUCCGAGACGCCGAGUGUCACCGUGGCCGAUAGAGCCUUGAGACGAGAUUCUUUAACAAAUCUGAAUGCAAAGAUCUCGGCGGCGAUUGUAACCACUUCCUCGAGUGGUAAGUUGGGGGAACGAUCCGUGAGCUCGCCAAAAAAAAAAUCUGAGACAAAGCCGAAUCACGCUGGUGUCACGAAGGCCAAAAUAUCCAACGUUCCUAAGAUGUCGCCAAUGUCUAACGCCAAAAUCAGCCGGCAGUUGGAGGAAAAGAGGCUGAGGGUUUUGGCGAAAUUCAAAGCUGGCAAUGCCGCACCCACCAAAGUUGUGCCACCGAAGAAGCCAGCCAACAAAGUACUCAAAGCGAGAGCAGCCUUGAACAACGUCAAGAAGGAAGCGCCGAAAAAAGCAGCCACGAAAACGAAGGCGGCGGCGAGCCCGAAGAAAAAGUCGAGCGCCGGUUCUUCUUCUCCCUCGAAAGUCGCGGCGAACGAGCGCGAGAGUGCGGCGUCGAAGGUCGAACAAGUCAAACGAGAUCUUUUCUCCGGCGACGAGGGCGAGCAGCAACAGCGCACUACUCGCUCUCAGACGAACGCCCGCAAGAGCGUCGACGCGCCGAGCGAGGAUUUGCAGGUGCUCGAGUGCUUGGAGCUCAGACCGGCCAACAAAUCCGACCUCGACGCGAGCUUUCGCAGCUCGGACAGCAACUCGAACAUCAAGGAGGAAGAGUGCGUCUACGACGAUUCGAAGCCCAUUAAAAAGCGCAAACUUCAAUGCGACGGAGUGAAACUCGACGAGGAGUACACCGUUGGAAACCCCGAUAACGAGGGAAAUAUCAGUGUCACCACGCUGAAGGUCACCCCAUUCAUUCUCUUAAACUCUCCACCUGCCGCGAAUGUUAGUCCCAAGAGAUCGCAGACAAAACCGAAGGAUAAAGGGCUACCGUUGGCUACUUCUUCGCCUAAGGUCAAAUCAACUAGCAAAUCGAAACAUAAAAAGCCUAGUAAAAAGAGCGAGAAAAGUAAAUUGUCUCCUACGAAAAAAAGUACCGAGACUAAGGACACUCCGAAACCUGAUAGUCUAAAUUUGUUAGGUAAAAACAUCUCACUUGAGGAGUUUUUGAAAAAAGUGCAUAAUGGAUGAUAUAGUUACAUGAAACGUUUGUUUAGUGUAAAAUUUGU
Trichogramma pretiosum is the source of this 5806-nucleotide messenger RNA. Its product is annotated as serine-rich adhesin for platelets-like. NCBI's taxonomy places the organism in Eukaryota, Metazoa, Arthropoda, Insecta, Hymenoptera, Trichogrammatidae. The record is from RefSeq and is a predicted model, not a curated record. Bases 264 to 5768 code for a protein of 1834 amino acids. The transcript is spliced from 12 exons.